This is a messenger RNA of Uranotaenia lowii, 660 nucleotides long. RefSeq lists its product as uncharacterized. NCBI's taxonomy places the organism in Eukaryota, Metazoa, Arthropoda, Insecta, Diptera, Culicidae. The record is from RefSeq and is a predicted model, not a curated record. The coding region runs from base 105 to 584 and encodes 159 amino acids. The transcript has 2 exons.
AGUUUGAUCAUUAGUUAUUGAGCCGUGCAUUCAGCACUACAUUCAAGCGGUGAAAGUUUCCAGUGUUUCGAUCGAGAAGAAGUGAAACUUGAACACUGUUAAUCAUGCCUAGCUUGCCGAUACCGAUUCUAUUGGUGAUCCUCGCAAUGAUUUUCAGCCGAUGUCCAGCCGUGGUGGCUCUAGAGUGUUACCAGUGCUUCGGAGUGCGCGAUUGUAACGGAUCGGAAGCCAACACAACUCUUACCUGCAAUGAUGAAAACGCGCAUUCGACAUUCCAAGUGCUCAGCAAAUUCUACCCGGAAAUGCAAGAAAACCAGCUGGCCAUCGGAUAUCGAUGCGUUUCGGUUCGAGUCAGCUCCAUUUCCGGUUCCGAAGAGCUGUACACGGUGAAGGGUUGUAUGAAAGAAAUGGAGGGAUUUUGCAAGCAAAAAACGAUCGAUUUCAACGGGAUGUAUCGAUGCUGGAGCUGCAACACGAACCUGUGCAACGGUGGCUCCAGAGUGUACUCUCUCCUGGGUAGCGGUACGAGUUUGGUCGCUCUCGUGUGUGGCUGGUUGGCGGUACAGCUGAUGAAAUCUAGUUGAGGUUUAAUUUGUUUUCGGUAGAAUGGUGUUAAGAACGGAACGAAUAGACGUCAAAUAUAACAAAUGAAAAUUGAAC